Musca domestica (house fly) is the source of this 1995-nucleotide messenger RNA. Its product is annotated as tRNA (guanine(26)-N(2))-dimethyltransferase-like. NCBI's taxonomy places the organism in Eukaryota, Metazoa, Arthropoda, Insecta, Diptera, Muscidae. The transcript has 5 exons. The record is from RefSeq and is a predicted model, not a curated record. Gene Ontology annotation, cellular component: nucleus. Bases 148 to 1902 code for a protein of 584 amino acids. Gene Ontology annotation, molecular function: RNA binding. Gene Ontology annotation, biological process: tRNA N2-guanine methylation.
AUGGGACUAGUUUAACAGACCUUGUGAGAGAAAUGUCAAGAUUAGUUUAAAAAGCAUUACAAGAGAAACGUGGAUAGUUUGUUUUGAUAGAUAAAUUAACAAACAUAAUAAUUAAGAACAUAAAAACAUUGUAUUAUAAAAAGGAAUAUGGACACAGAAAAUAACAAUUCCAAGACAACAAUUAAGAAUCCCAUAAACAAAAUUAUUCGUGAACGAUCGGCUGAAAUUGUAUCUGGCGGCAAUGUGUUCUAUAAUCCUGUACAAGAAUUUAAUCGUGACCUGAGUGUAUCGGUACUCAAUGUAUAUUUUCAACAAUUGCUGAAGGAAAGGGCAGCAUCUAAAAAGAAUCAUAAAAAGGACACCAAUGGCAAUAGUGAUGACAAAAAUGAGACAGAAGAAACAUCGGAGACGACAGCUAUCACUUACAAAGCUGGGCCAAAGUAUAAAAAUGGUCUACGUAUUUUGGAAGCUCUGUCAGCAACAGGUUUGCGUAGUAUACGUUAUGCCAAAGAAAUUGCUGGUGUUAAAGAAAUCAUAGCCAAUGAUUUGUCAAGGCAGGCGGUUGAGGCUAUCAGAGAGAAUGUAAAACACAAUCGGGUGGAACAUUUGAUAGAGCCAAGUCAUGCCGAUGCCAUGACUCUCAUGUACCUGUCAACCGCCAAGGAGAAACAAUUCGACUGUGUCGAUUUGGAUCCAUAUGGCUGUCCAAAUCGUUUUCUGGAUGGUGCUAUACAAUCAAUUGUGGAUGGUGGUUUGCUGCUGGUCACUGCCACGGACAUGGCAGUUUUGGCAGGAAAUGCCCCAGAGGCAUGUUAUGUUAAAUAUGGUUCUGUACCCUUGCGUAUGAAAUCAUGUCACGAAAUGGCACUACGCAUCCUACUGCAUUGCAUCGAGACGCAUGCCAAUCGUUAUGGCAAAUAUAUUGUACCUUUAUUGAGCAUUUCAGCUGAUUUCUAUGUACGUGUUUUUGUGCGUAUUUUUAGUAGUCAAGCCAAGUGUAAAUUUAGUAUGAGUAAACAAUCAAUGAUAUAUCAAUGUACGGGCUGUGAUACAUACACUUUGUAUCCACUGGGUACGAUUAAGCCGAAUCCAACGGCCAGCAAUCCAAAUCAGGUUAAAUUUGGCAUACCCACGGGACCACCUGUGUCAGAACAAUGUGAACAUUGUGGCCAUAAACAUCAUUUGGGCGGUCCCAUUUGGUCUGCUCCCAUACAUGACAAAUCCUUUGUCCAAGAACUCCUCAGUGCAAUACAAAAAAGUCCCCUAGAUGAAUUGGGAACCCAAAAACGUUUAGUGGGCAUGUUAACGGUGGUGCUAGAAGAAUUGGACGAUGUCCCCCUGUACUAUACCUUGGAUAAACUCUGCUGCGUUUUGAAAUUGGAAAUAGUUCCUAUACUGAAAUUCCGCUCUGCAAUAUUACAUGCCGGUUAUAAAGUAUCAUUCUCUCAUGCCUAUAAGAAUUCUAUAAAAACAAAUGCUCCUGCCUCGGUGUUAUGGGAUAUUUUACGGUGUUGGAAUAAACGCCACCCGGUCAAAGAGGAACGCAUGAUUGACGGAACACCCAUUAAGGCCAUUUUAAGCAAAGAAUGUACCAGAGAUUAUGAAUUUGAUAAUAUUCAUCCCGAAGCCAAUCCCAGGAGUCGGAAACAGGCAUUAUCAAGAUUCCAGGCGAAUCCAACACCCCAUUGGGGACCGGGAACAAGGGCUACAAUUAUGAUUGGUGAGGAUAAAAUUGAAAAAAGUCAUCGUAACCAAAAUAAGAAACAAAAACACAAGGUACAAGAUUCCAAUGCCAAUAAUGAUGAUGAUGGCAAUGAGCCUGAAAACGAAGAAUCCCAGAAAAGUAAACAACCCAAACUUGAUACCACCAAUACUACAGAAGACGCUGCUAUGGAGUCAUGAUGAUAAUUUAAAAAAACUUAUAUAUUUUUAUAGGAAUUUUACAAUGUUGUAUGAAAUAAAAUCAUAUCCAGAUUUUUUGAUGGUCAAAUCAAA